ACCAACUUGGGCGAGAAUUGUCAUUCUUACCAGGCAUAGAGCGUGCCGUCCAUUUCCAGAAACCGACCCAGACCGUGCGUAAAACAAACUGCGCUCUACCCAAGGUGUUCAGAAAGUCGCUGCCGGUCUUUGCGGAGCAUUUGGUGACUUUGCAGAACAGACUUACUGAAGACAUUGAGUAUCCUUACCGUGUUUCGCAUCGAGACAUGAUCAGACACUGUAAGCGUAAACGACUGAAGAGUCAAGACAUCUCUGGCCGCCUGGAGCCCAACCAUCUGAUGAUCGUACUGCAACAUGAUGACGACUUCAAUCAACCCAUAGCAAGCAUCAAUCCGGUCCUGGAAUGAAAGGGCCGUGUGUCAACCUGACAACUUGUGACAAGCUUGCUCUAGUUGGUUCUACGCAUGCUUCCGCGUCGGGGGUGUCUGGCUUCCGAAAACCCGGUGUUGGACCUUGGACAAACGAAGAGACGAACACUCGCGAUUCCAGCUUUCCAUUUCUCUCUUCUUCCAUGGACUACACGGUCUUUGUCUAAGAUUUUGCUAUAUCUUCUUCGCUCGCUCUUCCUUUUCCUCAAGCUUCAUCACAGCACCCCUGAACCCCUUACAACAACCUUAUCCACCAACUUAACAGAUAACAUGGCUCGUGGACCAACCAGAAGUCUUGCCGACAAGACCACCGGCGCCCUCGCAGCUUAUAACAAGACCCUGAAGACACUCGCCUCCCCUAGACCCGCAUCAAUCACCAAACGCUACGCCAUUACCUUCAGCCGAGCAUCUGGACCAGUCAAACCCAGGUCCAAGUACCGCAAGAUGAAGGCCGCCACAAAGAGCUUGUUCCGUCAAAUCUACCCUCUCCUGGAGACCGUGGAACUCACCGGCCAAUACCACAUCUUUGCGACACAUAAGCCAUCUUAUCACCCCAUCGUCUUCGGAACUGAUGUCGGUCACGGUGCCAAAAAUCGCGCUGUAUCUGCAACAAUCACAACCAUCCCUGAGCGCAGCGAGAUCUACAUCUGGGUCCGCAGCCUUACUGGAGUCACAACCGAUUGGGCAUCGUUUAAGAUGUUCAUUGAGGACCUCAUGAAACGCCGCAAGAACCACGUCAAGCUCUUCGUUUGGGCCGGGAUGGUCCAAAACCGCUAUCUUCUUCAGGAGGCGGCCGCUCUGCAGGCCAAAUUCUCGCCCAUCGCACAUGGCCGUCUUGGCUAUGGCAUGGAGAUUGACGUAGAUCAAUUUGUGGCAAACAAGACCGACGAUGGGAUACUUCACUCCCUCUGCCGCACCUUCGGCCGGGUCAACUCCGGAAAGAUGACCGUGCCAGAGGCGAACGCAGCAUCCCGCCCUAGCGGUCGUAACACGUUCAACAAGGAGGCUGGCAAGAUCAUCACUAACCAUGGCAUCUUCCGUGAUUUCAUUCGUUGAAUAGUCUCUCUCACUGGACAAACUGCUAAUGUCGAAAAGCUUCUUGCAUUUUGACAGCUAUUUUAGCCUGGCACUUGGUCCGUGGGAUAGAUCAAGGGGGUGAUGGAUCAGGGGUUGGUCAGAAGGGAUGGGAGAGUGAUGGAUCAGGUCUGGUCAGAAGGCUUGAAGAGUUGAUUCGCAUCAGAAUUGGUGUUACUGGUGUCUGAUGAAUUGGGAGUUGCUUCAGGAUUGCCAAUGAAAUUUCGUU
Molecule: messenger RNA, 1671 nt
Organism: Aureobasidium pullulans EXF-150
Lineage: Eukaryota; Fungi; Ascomycota; Dothideomycetes; Dothideales; Saccotheciaceae
Exons: 2
Coding region: 405-1424 (339 amino acids)
Source: RefSeq, a predicted model, not a curated record